This is a messenger RNA of Spathaspora passalidarum NRRL Y-27907, 1654 nucleotides long. It is a transcript of the gene RPT5, whose product is annotated as proteasome regulatory particle base subunit. The record is from RefSeq and is a predicted model, not a curated record. The transcript has a single exon. NCBI's taxonomy places the organism in Eukaryota, Fungi, Ascomycota, Pichiomycetes, Serinales, Debaryomycetaceae. Gene Ontology annotation, biological process: proteasome-mediated ubiquitin-dependent protein catabolic process. The annotation marks the transcript as partial. Gene Ontology annotation, cellular component: proteasome regulatory particle, base subcomplex. Gene Ontology annotation, molecular function: ATP binding; ATP hydrolysis activity; proteasome-activating activity.
AAUUCUACCAAAUCAAUUCACUCUAACAUAGAAAACAAUCACCAUGGUCACAUUAGAAGAAUUAGAAAAUAACAAAGAAGACGAUUUGUUCGAUCAAGAAAUCUUAAAUCUGUCCACUUCCGAUAUCAUCAACCGAACCAAACUUUUAGACAAUGACAUCAAAGUAAUGAGAUCAGAAUCACAAAGAUUGACCCACGAGAAAACCAUGAUGUUGGAAAGAAUCAAAGAUAACCAGGAGAAGAUCAACAAUAACAAGCAAUUGCCAUAUUUAGUUGGAAAUGUUGUUGAAUUGUUGGAUUUGGAUGCCGAAAAAGAAGCGUCUGAACAAGGGGCCAAUAUCGACAUUGACGCUGCUAGAUCGGGGAAAUCUGCCGUCAUAAAAACUUCUACUAGACAAACUAUAUUCUUGCCUAUGAUUGGAUUGGUUGAUCCAACUACAUUAAAGCCCAAUGAUUUAAUUGGGGUGAACAAGGACUCUUAUCUUAUAUUAGAUACUUUACCGUCAGAAUACGACUCUAGAGUUAAAGCCAUGGAGGUGGAUGAAAAGCCUACAGAAGACUAUUCCGACAUUGGUGGAUUGGAUAAACAAAUCGAAGAAUUGAUUGAAGCAGUAGUAUUGCCUAUGAAGCAAGCAGAAAAGUUUCAAACUUUGGGUAUCAAACCACCAAAGGGUGCGUUAAUGUAUGGUCCUCCAGGUACUGGUAAGACCUUGUUGGCCAGGGCAUGUGCUGCUCAAUCAGGUGCCACUUUUUUGAAGUUGGCUGCUCCACAAUUGGUGCAAAUGUUUAUUGGUGAUGGUGCUAAAUUGGUUCGAGAUGCGUUUGCUUUGGCUAAAGAAAAGGCCCCCACGAUUAUAUUUAUAGAUGAAUUGGAUGCCAUUGGUACUAAACGUUUUGAUUCCGACAAGUCUGGUGAUAGAGAAGUUCAAAGAACCAUGUUGGAAUUAUUGAAUCAAUUGGAUGGGUUUGGAUCAGAUGAUAGAGUCAAGGUGUUGGCUGCUACCAACAGAGUCGACACGUUGGAUCCAGCGUUAUUAAGAUCCGGGAGAUUAGAUAGAAAGAUUGAAUUUCCCUUGCCUUCGGAAGAAGCCAGAGAAUCAGUGUUGAAGAUUCAUGCUAGAAAAUUAAACUGUGAUAACAACUCGGUUAACUGGAGAGAAUUGGCUAGACUGACAGAUGAAUUCAAUGGGGCUCAAUUGAAGGCUGUCACUGUGGAAGCCGGUAUGAUUGCUUUGAGAAACGGGAAAUCCAUUAUAAAACACGAAGAUUUCGUCGAAGCCAUUGGUGAAGUGCAAGCCAGAAAGUCAAAGUCUGUAAACUUUUACGCAUAGUCUUAAUAUAUAUAUAUAUAUAUGUAUUCAGUACACACUCAACAAUCUAUCUAUACCUGCUUUUGAGACUUUUUCAACUCUUCUCUCAACUUUUGUGAGAACUUGUCUUGAUUAUCAUCAUCAUCCCAAUCUUCUUCCCAUAAGUUAUCUUGGACUACUUUGGUGUCGUUGUUCCAUUGGUUAUCUUCGGGGAAAUCUUCAAAUUCGUCGUCUUCUUCCAAGGUUUUUAUGACUUUUUGUUCUUCUUCGGUACUAGAUGGGUUGGGUUCUGUGGACAUUGUUAAACUGUAUAUAUAUAUCUAUAGGGAGCUGGUUACACUGAUG